CGUGACUAAUUGAUAAAGAUAUCAGUGUUUUGAGUGGGUUGUUUAUAUCAGGAUUUCAUCAUGAGGAUAAAUGAGAAUACUUUACUGGAGGGACACAAAGUCGUGUUGGUUCCUUAUAACGCGGAGCACGUGCCCAGGUAUCACGAGUGGAUGAAGUCUCCUGAGCUGCAGCAGCUGACGGCUUCAGAGCCGCUAACCCUGGCUCAGGAGUACGACAUGCAGACGAGCUGGAGGGAAGAUGACGACAAGUGCACGUUUAUCAUCUUGGACAAGCAGCUGUGGGCGGACCCCAACGUACCGGAGGAGCAGUGCAUGAUGGGAGAUGUGAACAUCUUCCUGACCGACCCGUCGGACCCCUCGCUGGCUGAGCUGGAGGUCAUGAUAGCAGAGACGAGUUACAGAGGAAAAGGCAUCGGAAAGGAGGUGACGCGCAUGAUGAUGAGCUACGGAGUCACCAAACUUGGGAUUAAAAAGUUUGAAGUGAAAAUCGGGUUGAAAAACGAGGUCAGCAUCGCCAUGUUCAAGAAGCUCCACUUCCACGAGGUUUCCGUGUGUCAGAAGUUCAAAGAGGUGACCCUUGAGAUGACGGUGAAUAAGUCUGUUCGGACGAAGCUGCUGGAAGACACGAAGUACAUGAAUGAGAAAGACUACAGACAGUCCUGCAGCAACAAACAGGGAGUGACUUCACUGUGACGUGUCUUGCUGAGCUUCACACACACACACACACACACACACACACACACACACACACACACACACACACACACACACACACACACACACACACACACACACACACACACACAUAUAGUAAAGACUUCCACCCAUGGAAAAAUACUCUGGGACACGAAGUUGAAAACUGGUGUGGAGUUAAGACUCCUAUUCACCUCUAUAUGCUGCUCCUUUUAAAGGGGACAUUUCAUCCUUAAUGCAGGUUUCUGGUGGAUAUUUAUGCUUAAUAUGGAGUUCUUUGACUGUAAAUCAUGCAAAGAUAUUCCAGUAGAGCCCCAGAUUAAAGACAUAAACCUGGAAAUGUGCUUAAAAUGUCCCCUUUAACAGUUGUCUCAGUCAUUCCUGGACACCUAUUAGUUUCAAGGUGCUGAUAGUAUUUUCUGCUUUCUGUCCACUACAUUUCGGAGGGAAGUACUGCACAUUAUGUUGCCAAAAGUAUCUGCACACUCCAACACAAGUAUACGGACACCAGAAACCAUUAUAUGAGAUAGAAGUUACUUCGACAUCGAGCGCUGAUGUUUCAUUUCUUUAUAGAUGUGGUUUUGUGCACUGGAGGGGACUGAAGGGUCAAACCCAAACUCUUGCUGCAAAGUUUGACUAUUGUUUAAAAUAUUAUUGUAUGGUACAGGGUUGUAACUAAUGAUUAUUAUACUUAGCGAUAAGUCUGGCAAUUAUUAUCUCAAUUAUUAAUUCAAUUAAACAUCAGAAAUCGCCCGUCAGAACAUCCUAUAGUCAAAGGUGAUGUCUUAUUUGUCCAAAACCUUAAAAUAUACUCAAAGAUUCUUACAUUUGACAGCUUUGAACCAGCAAGUUCGUGACAUUUUGAUCAAAAUAGUUGCUGAUUAAUUUUUUUUCUUGUUGCAAAUCUAGACCAAAUCUUAAAGCAUUUCUUGUCUAUAACUUCUGUGGCUAUGUAGUGUGUGUGUUGUAGAUUCAGGUUUUACUUCCAAUAUGAAGGAAAUACGAAAUAGAAAGAAAAAGAAAACUCUCACCUGGAGAAUAGAAAAAAAAAAUACUUAUUUCCCUCUUUCUUAAUUUUUUUCUGUCACUUUAUUUACUCUUUUCCUCUUUUGCCUUCAAUAUUUAUUUAUUUCAAGUGAAAACCUAAAAAUUCCCCAAACCACCGGUGUGAUAUUUUUUACAGUAUUUGCUUUCAGUUUUGAUACUUCGGUGCAUUUUAAUGUUAAUCCUUGUUUACUUUUACUCAAAUAAAAAUCUAUACCCAGA
Molecule: messenger RNA, 1959 nt
Organism: Scomber scombrus (Atlantic mackerel)
Lineage: Eukaryota; Metazoa; Chordata; Actinopteri; Scombriformes; Scombridae
Gene: nat9
Product: N-acetyltransferase 9 (GCN5-related, putative)
Exons: 6
Coding region: 61-693 (210 amino acids)
Biological process (GO): protein acetylation
Molecular function (GO): N-acetyltransferase activity
Source: RefSeq, a predicted model, not a curated record